Messenger RNA from Closterium sp. Naga37s-1, 270 nucleotides. The record is from the annotation of a GenBank genome assembly. Lineage: Eukaryota; Viridiplantae; Streptophyta; Zygnematophyceae; Desmidiales; Closteriaceae.
AUGUCGGGGCUGCUUCUGCUCUUAGUGGGAACCGCCGCAGCGGCAAGGGCAAGGGUGGCAAGAGCGGUGGCGGUGGCAACGGGGGUGGUGGUGGUGGAGGCGGUGGAGGCAGUGGAGGCGGUGGAGGUGGCGGAGGUGGUGGAAGCGGUGGGAGUGGUGGCGGGAGUGGGGGCUUCGGUGGCGGCGGUGGUGGCAGCGGUGGGAGUGGGGGUGGCGGUGGUGGCGGCAGUGGGAGUGGUGGCGGCGGCAGUGGUGGCGGUCGGGGUAUAG